CCUUCUGGUAGAGACAUUAGUUGCCUCCCAUUUGACGUCUCAAACAUUUUGUCAUUUGACUGCUUCAGAUUUGUGGUGCGUUGGAAAUGAUUACAUUAAGUCGAGUGUAUUUUUGUUUCACUACGACUGAAAUAGUUGAUGCACCGAUAAUCAACGUGACCUAAGACAGAGGAGCGAGCAACGGCAAGAACUUGGUUCGAGUCUUCUGUAGCUAGUGUGGGAGCAUGUCCUGGCACAUCUCUCUCACUGAGGCAGCAGGUUAAUCAGCCAGCUUUAGCUGUUUGUGUAUCAGAUGUUUGAAAUUUACAGCCCAUGAUGUUUGUCAGGGCUCAUACUGUGGCUGUGCUGAGGAGGUUUCUCUUUCCAGCUCCCACACUUGUGAAAUAUCAUGCCUCCAAUCCGUCCAAGUCGUUCAUCACCUCCACAUCCUGCUCAGCUCUUAGCACAAGCCGAGCCCUGAGUACUGGCUGGACUUUGAAAAAGGAUGCUCCUGAGCAUAAACCUGAGCUUGACUUGGAUGUAUGGAAAUCAGUGAUGAGAUCCCAGGCAUCGCAAAAUGAGAAACCCAAGGACGGAGAAGAAGAAACCACAGCUGCUGAAGAAGAAGAUGAAGAACGCAGCUCUCCAGUAGAGGCGAGCCGUACGCUGGUGGACAUGUGGCGGCAGGCUGGAAAACAAGUCCCUGAAAACAUUACAGAUGAGCAACUGGAGACGCUUGCAGAACUCACCACUAAGUCCUCCAAGAGGAAGUACCUCAAGUACCUGGCUAUAAAAGAGGGCCAUAAGAAGGCCAACAAAGAGAAAAAGGAAAAGAAGAGGGCUGAGAGGUUGGCGGAAAUGAACAAGGAGGAGGAGGGACGGGCUGACAGGCUGGAAGACGCAGAAGAGGAAGGUGAAGGAGAACUCAAAUUCAAAAACACAUACCUGCUGCAAUUCUGGACUCGUUCCGUAGACAGAGCGUUAGGCUGGAGAGCGGCGCAGGCCAUGCAGUAUGGCCAGCCGCUGGUCUAUGAUAUGAGCUAUGACCAGCACAUGACGAGGCGCGAGAUGGAGAACACGAUCUCCCAGCUAAUGGAGACUGAAGGCUGGAACCGGCGCUCUGUAGACCCCUUCCAUUUGCACUUCUGCAACCUGCAGCCAGAGGGUGCUUACCAGCGGGAGCUCCUCAAACGCUACGGCCAAGAGACAUGGGAUCGUCUUUUCAUCACCGCUACCAGCCAGCGUCACAUAGACGUUUUUCCCCGGGAGGACCUCGUCUACCUGACCGCUGAUUCUCCCAACGUGCUCCACACCUUCGACCACAGCAAGGUGUACAUCAUCGGAGCCAUGGUGGACCGGUCCAUCCAGUCCGGCGUUUCUCUGGCCAACGCCAAGCGCCUCAAGAUAUCCACGGCACGUCUGCCUCUGGACGAGUACCUGCACUGGGAAAUCGGGGCCAAGAACCUGACGCUGGACCAGAUGAUCCGCAUCCUGAUGACGGCCAAGGAGACAGGCAGCUGGAAGAAAGCUCUGGAGUUUGUGCCCAAGAGAAAACACGACGGCUUCCAUCAGCAAAGAAGUAAAGACAGUGUCCAAAGAACAGAGAAAGCCAGUAAGCCAAUGGGCGCAUUCAGAGCGAACGCAGAGGGAGAACGCAGCCAAAUAUUUGUGAGUAAACAGAGACAGAAGAACCUGAAUAGAAGUAGUGUUGCAUCUAAACCGACGUUUGGAUCAGAAAACAUAUCUGGACAGAGCAGACUGCGGAUUGCACUGAAAAGCAAACUAGAGGAACGCGGUAAAGUAGCGAGUAAAAGAAACUGGUGGGAGGAAGAGUAGCCUUAUAACACCAGUGACUUAUUCCCCCUUAAGGAACUGCCUUUGUCUACUGAAUGUGAUGUUUAACAAAUAAACAGUUUAAUUAUUGCUGUGACUGGUUCAGGUCAUGAUGUCAAACCAUCAACCAAAUACUACUCAUAUUACAUGGAACUUUGUCUUCGAUGCAGCAGACUUCUGAUACUAAACACUGCUCUGUAAGAAAGUCUCAAAAAUGUGACUAUUCUGCAGGAGAACCUUGAAAUCAAAAUGUGAAGUUACAGUGGCAUGUAUAGAAUUUUAUAAUUCCAAGAUGAAAUGAAAUAUCAAAUUAUUGAAAAGCUGUGACAAGUUUUGUUUUGUUUUCUACAAUCAGCCAGCAUUUAAUUGGUGCAAAAUUCUGACAAGAUAAUUAUAACCAACUCUCACACUGUAUUGUGGUCAUUUCAGAAAAUUACAAAAUGUACAGACGUUUGAAAUGUUUCACAAACAGAGAUUCAUUUCAGAAAUGAAAUGACACAUAUUGCACCCAAUUCAUUAGAGCAGGUUCAACACUAUUAUCCACGGCUUUCACAAAUACUGCCUGAAGUACAAACCGCUCAUCUAGUCCUGUUUCAGCAUGGACAAAUAAACAAGCACUGCGUGGCUUGUUAGCUUUCACCCAAAACAAUUCCCGACAAUCAAGCACACAGAUACACCGAUAUACAUAUGAUAAGAAAUUCAGAUUUCUGGAAAUUCAAAAACAAAAA
This is a messenger RNA of Pangasianodon hypophthalmus (striped catfish), 2540 nucleotides long. It is a transcript of the gene trmt10c, whose product is annotated as tRNA methyltransferase 10C, mitochondrial RNase P subunit. Gene Ontology annotation, cellular component: mitochondrion; nucleus; nucleoplasm. Bases 313 to 1815 code for a protein of 500 amino acids. Lineage: Eukaryota; Metazoa; Chordata; Actinopteri; Siluriformes; Pangasiidae. The transcript has a single exon. The record is from RefSeq and is a predicted model, not a curated record. Gene Ontology annotation, molecular function: tRNA binding. Gene Ontology annotation, biological process: positive regulation of mitochondrial translation; mitochondrial tRNA 5'-end processing.